AAUAGCAUUUCUUAACGUUUGGUUUUCUUCAGAAAAUGAACAGGAUCAAGGCCAAAAUUGGUUAGCUAAGCAAGAUCUCGAUAAAAUUGGUGCUGAAAACUUGACUCCCCUCACUGAACAGGUGAUUUCACGACAAGCUACUAUCAAUAUCGGAACGAUAGGCCAUGUGGCACACGGAAAGUCAACACUAGUGAAGGCCAUCUCUGGAGUACACACUGUCAAGUUUAAAAACGAAUUGGAAAGAAACAUUACUAUCAAGCUGGGAUACGCUAAUGCAAAAAUCUACCGCUGCUCUAAUAUAGAUUGUCCCCGACCUGGUUGUUAUAGGUCCGCCGGUUCUUCAACUCCUGACCGUUUCCCUUGUGAACGACCUGGUUGCGGAGGACAAUUUUCGUGUGUUCGUCAUGUCUCAUUUGUCGACUGCCCCGGUCACGACAUUCUUAUGGCUACUAUGCUUAAUGGAGCAGCUGUGAUGGACGCAGCUUUUCUACUUGUCGCUGGAAAUGAACCGUGCCCCCAGCCGCAGACUUCGGAACAUCUGGCUGCUGUUGAGAUUAUGCAAUUGCAGCAUCUUUUAAUACUUCAAAAUAAGGUGGAUAUUAUCAAGGAGUCACAAGCACGAGAGCAGUAUGAUCAAAUUAAGUCAUUCGUUCAAGGCACCGUCGCUGAUAAGGCUCCAGUGAUUCCAAUUUCUGCUCAACUAAAGUACAAUAUUGAUCUUGUUUGCGAGUACUUAUGUAAAAAAGUACCAGUUCCAUCCCGCGACUUCACGUCACCUGCUCGUCUCAUUGUCAUUCGAUCGUUUGACGUUAACAAACCAGGAUCUGAAGUUGACAGUUUAAAAGGUGGUGUUGCCGGAGGUUCAAUUCUUAGGGGUAUUCUUCGUGUGGGUCAAGAAAUUGAGGUUCGUCCUGGUAUUGUAUCGAAGUCCAGUGAUGGUAAAGUGCAGUGUAGGCCGAUAUUUUCAAAGAUCGUUUCAUUGUUUGCGGAACAAAAUCAUCUUGAAUAUGCUGUACCAGGAGGAUUAAUUGGUGUUGGUACAAAGAUUGAUCCUACACUUUGCCGAGGCGACCGUUUAGUAGGACAUAUAUUGGGAGCUGUGGGAACGCUUCCUGAUAUUUUUACUGAAAUCGAAAUCAAUUUUUUCUUGUUGCGACGACUCUUAGGAGUUCGUACCGAAGCAAACAAGAAAGCAGCUAAGGUUCAAAAACUAACUAAAGGAGAGGUGCUUAUGGUCAACAUCGGGUCACUCUCUACUGGUUGCCGUGUUAUCGCUGUGAAAGGUGAAGCAGCAAAAAUCGCGUUGACUGAUCCCAUAUGCACAGAAAUUGGUGAGAAAAUUGCGUUAUCACGUCGUAUUGAAAAGCAUUGGCGACUGAUUGGAUGGGGAACGAUUCGACGCGGUGUAACGAUUGAGCCCCAUAUGGUCGAACACUGCUAA
Molecule: messenger RNA, 1441 nt
Organism: Angiostrongylus costaricensis
Lineage: Eukaryota; Metazoa; Nematoda; Chromadorea; Rhabditida; Metastrongylidae
Source: the annotation of a GenBank genome assembly